AUGAGUCCCGCAAUAACCUUACUCCAACAACAAAUGAGUAGUUCGAAUCAACCUGUUCGAACUACAAAUGAAGAUAUGAUAGAAAAACUAACUAAGUUAAUGGAACAAAUUGUCAUAUCGAUAAAUAAUAGACCUCAAGAAAUUAAGAAUAAGUCACGUGAGAAUUACCGAAAUAGAAUUAAUCGCCCUAAUCAAG
This is a messenger RNA of Racocetra persica, 196 nucleotides long. The record is from the annotation of a GenBank genome assembly. Lineage: Eukaryota; Fungi; Glomeromycota; Glomeromycetes; Diversisporales; Gigasporaceae.